UAGGCGACAGGGUGCUGUCAGGGACCCUCAUUUGGCAGGUGGGCUUGUGUUCACUGGAGUGGGUCUGCCCCUAAAUCACAAACUCCCGUCAGCAGAAACAAAUCAGGACAGUGUGCGGUUAGACAUCAGAGCUGAUUAUAGCUACGACUACACACACACUCUCUCUCUCUCUCUGUCUGCGGGCAUCGCCUUUUUAACCAUCUAACACCUAGGACAAAACGGACACAAACACACAUGGGAGCCGUGUGCCACGGUGCCCGAGCUGUGUUCUGACAGCGUUCCGCGGACACGUGAAAUGAGGAAAGCAUCCCGCGGCUGCACGGCGUGAGACCAGAUACUGGGCUGAGUUGGUGACAUCCCAGGCUUCUGCUGCUCCUCUUCGGUAGCAAACUACGCGGCCGAGGACUUCCCUGCCGGAGCAAGCAACCUGGGCGCUGGAGCAGAGGCGUUCUGUAUCGAAGAAGACAAUGAUCAGCAAGGUUAUCAAAGUCCGCAAACGGAGGGAAAUGCUUUGGGUGCAAGUGUGCUUCAUCUGCAGCGUGCUGCUGACGGCGUGGAGCUUGUCGGCGCUGCUCUCUGAUACAGGUCAUGGGGUUGUGUUGCAAGGGGCCCCUGCUUCACCCACGGAUCACCUGGGCCGACGACUUAUGGCCAUUGUGGAAGGCAAUGGCACCCAGAACUGCACUGAUCCUGCCAUCAAUGAGUUCCCUAAGGAUGUGUUCACCAACAAAGAACGCACACGGGGAGCUGUCCUGCUACACAUAUUAGCGGCUGUCUACAUGUUCCUGGCUUUAGCAAUAGUGUGUGACGACUACUUUGUGAUAUCGCUGGAUAAGAUCUGUGAGAAACUACAUCUGAGUGAAGACGUCGCUGGCGCGACCUUUAUGGCAGCUGGAAGCUCAGCCCCAGAGCUGUUUGCUUCAAUUAUUGGUGUCUUCAUCACACAUGGAGAUGUGGGAGUGGGCACUAUUGUAGGCUCAGCUGUCUUCAACAUUCUCUGCAUUAUUGGUGUGUGUGGCAUCUUCGCGGGGCAGGUUGUCUGCCUCACCAAGUUUUCUGUGUUUCGAGACUCCAUCUACUACACUCUGUCUGUCGUAGCACUCAUUGCAUUCAUCUACGAUGAGAAGAUAAUGUGGUGGGAGAGUCUCAUACUGAUGCUCAUGUAUGUGGGCUACAUCGUAAUUAUGAAGUUUAACUCCAACUUGCAAAGCUACUUCUCCGGGAAGGAUAAGGGUGUUGCCAACGGUAACGCGGUACUCGGCGAGCUAGAGGAUGGUAAUGAAAACUAUGAGCAGUUUUGGGACGAUGAUCCUUCGUGCCCGUUACUCGGCGAAGUAAAGCCCAAUAAGCUGUAUUCCCGUGGGUCUGUGGUGAUGGUGGAUGAGAUGAUUCACUACAGCCCUCCGACAUACCGCUUCCCCGAGGCCAGCCUGAGGCUCAUGAUGACCAGCCACUUCGGGCCCAAGACACGUCUGCGCAUGGCUAGCCGCCUCAUCAUCCACGAGCAGCAGAGGUUGAUGCAGGCGUGCGGCGGAGUGGACACUACACUGGCGGCAGAUGGGAGGCCUGAUACUACCGAGAAUGGCAGUGUGCCAGAAAUCAAGCUGACUGGAGAUGAGGAGAAUGAGCUCUCAUCCCCCUUCAUCAUGCCUGGGGGCACAGUGGACAGAGUGAAGUUUGUGAUCUCGUGGCCUAUCCUGCUAUUGCUGUACUUUACUGUGCCCAACUGUGGCAAGCCACGCUGGGAAAACUGCUUCAUGCUGUCCUUCUUCCUGUCCUCUAUGUGGAUAGCCGUCUACUCUUACUUCAUGGUGUGGAUGGUUACAAUCAUUGGAUACACACUGGGAAUCCCUGAUAUUAUAAUGGGUAUCACUUUUCUAGCAGCUGGCACCAGUGUUCCUGACUGCAUAGCUAGUCUCAUAGUAGCUCGACAAGGCCUGGGGGACAUGGCUGUCUCCAACACAAUCGGAAGUAACGUCUUUGACAUCCUGGUCGGUCUCGGCGUUCCCUGGAGCAUCCAGACAAUGGCUGUGGACUACGGUUCUGUGGUAAAAAUCAACAGCAGGGGGCUGGUGUAUUCCGUGGUGUUACUCCUGGGCUCGGUGGCCGUAACCCUCCUGGGGAUCCACGUGAACAGGUGGAGGCUCGACUUCAAGCUGGGCAUGUACGUGUUCACGCUGUACGCCAUCUUCCUCUGCUUCUCCAUCAUGAUCGAGUACAACGUCUUCACCUUCAUCAACCUACCCAUGUGCCAGGAGAGCCUCUAGGUUCCCCGGCACGUAACCGAACCGCUUCCUGUAUCAGACCCUACAGCGUGCAUGCAGUUUCAGACAGGAUUAUUUGUCAGUUUUAGACUGUUUUCUUUCACUGCAGAAGGCUGUCGUCUCCCACAGCAGGUUCCCUCCACUGUGGAAGAAUAGGUAUGACCUGCAUUUUCUAUAAGCCUCUGGGCUACCAAGGAAUCAGGCCUCCCUCUUUAGCAGCACUUCCUUUGACUGGGCAGCCCUCAAGAGGUGAAUCCAGGACAACCAUGAGCACACUCACAAAUCAGCAUGGCGUGUAUAUUUGGUUCCUAAGACUGGGGCUGCUCACCAGAGCAAUAUGAAUGCAUCAUCUUCUACAGAUUGUCUGGUUUUGUAUUCCUUGGAGAGUGAAUAUGAGAAGAAAAAGAACACGUUGCACUUUAGACGUAGGGUGAACCCUAGGUUACACCAUGAUUGCGAUGGGGAAUGAUGCCAGCUCUUUCCUAUUGUGGUGCAAUAAGAAGCAAUAAGGACAGAGGCAGGUUGAUGACAAUAAAGGAUUCUCUUUGCUCUAAUGUCCGAAGGCAUAUGAGAUACACUGCAGUGUUACUUCACUGACGGCCUACAGCAGCACGUAUAAAAAGCAAUGCUGAUCUUGCCUACUGUGAUUACCCCAAGCAUAUGUUCCACCUGUUUUCCCCCUGCUCAGAGGGAACAGACAUCAGGAGAGCUCUUCACUGCCCCCCUGUGGUAUGGAAGGUGAGGCCAGUAACCGUGGCUGACUUCCUGAUUUUACAUCAGCCACAAACGGAUUCUUGGUUUAACCAACAGCGACACACUUGUUGUUUAUGUGUAAAUGUGACAUCAGAGGCCCUCAUAUGA
Messenger RNA from Electrophorus electricus (electric eel), 3125 nucleotides. It is a transcript of the gene slc24a4a, whose product is annotated as solute carrier family 24 member 4a. The record is from RefSeq and is a predicted model, not a curated record. Gene Ontology annotation, molecular function: calcium, potassium:sodium antiporter activity; calcium channel activity. Gene Ontology annotation, cellular component: plasma membrane. Gene Ontology annotation, biological process: intracellular calcium ion homeostasis; calcium ion transmembrane transport. Lineage: Eukaryota; Metazoa; Chordata; Actinopteri; Gymnotiformes; Gymnotidae.